Vigna umbellata (rice bean) is the source of this 534-nucleotide messenger RNA. Its product is annotated as DNA-binding protein S1FA. Gene Ontology annotation, molecular function: DNA binding. NCBI's taxonomy places the organism in Eukaryota, Viridiplantae, Streptophyta, Magnoliopsida, Fabales, Fabaceae. Gene Ontology annotation, cellular component: nucleus. The record is from RefSeq and is a predicted model, not a curated record. Gene Ontology annotation, biological process: regulation of DNA-templated transcription.
CAUGGGCCGUGGGUGUUUCCUGGAACCCUCUUUGAGGUGUGGUGCACAUUUGCAUUGGAAUCUCCGUUUGUUUUGACAGAAACACGAGUUUUCAGCGUCAGCUAUGGCCGAUGACUUCGAGUUCGCAGAUAAAGUUCCUCCUUCGUUCGAUCGAGUGGCCUCAAACCAAGGGCUCAACCCAGGCUUAAUUGUGCUCCUGGUUGUUGGUGGGUUGCUGUUGACAUUCCUCGUUGGAAACUUUGUGCUCUACACGUAUGCACAGAAGACCCUCCCUCCUAGAAAAAAGAAGCCUGUUUCAAAGAAAAAGAUGAAAAAGGAGAGACUGAAACAAGGUGUGUCUGCACCUGGAGAGUAGACUCUGUACUCAGUUUAUGUUCUGUGGUUUAAAUUGUACUAUUUAGAUAAAGCUUCUUCUGUGGAGUCUUGCAUGACGUUGAUUUUGUUCUUUUCUACCCGUGUAUUACUGAUGGAAAGCUUAACCGCAUAAUUUAGUGCUUUAGUAAUGUUAUUGGGACUGGUUAUUUCAUGCUUAAA